AUGGACGAUUACGAUCUAUACGGGGACUUUCAAACGAGCGGUAGUACAACAACUACUACAUCAGUACCAUCAACUACUGCUACUGCUGUUGCUGCCGCCGCUACAACAACAUCACCAAAUAAUAAUAAUAAUAAUCAUCAUGAAGAAAAGUCUAAUGAUAAUGAUAAAAAUGAUGAUCAACAACAUCAACAUAACAAUAAUAAUAAUAAUAAUCAUUCAAUGGAUGAAGAUGAUUAUGAUGGUGGAGAUGAUGAUGGAAGAGAAUCAAUGUUGAAAGAUAUGGGAUUAUUGGCCAAUGAACAACAUAGUAUUCAAACAAUCGAUGAAAAGAGUCUAUCUACCAAUGGUCACUCUGAAGACGAAAGACAUGAACUAUUAAAUGAACAAGUAGACAAUGAAAAUUUAUCACCAGCUGUUUAUAUUUCAAGUUUAGAUUGGUGGACAACUGAACAACAAUUAGAAACCUUUUUUGCAGAAUUUGGAAAGUUAAAGACAUUAAAGAUAUUUGAAAACGAGUUGAAUGGAAAAUCAAAGGGAUAUGCAUUCGUCGAGUUGUCUUCGAACGAGCAGGCCCUGCAGGCAAAGGAAAAGCUGUCAGACAAACAAAUAAAUGGAAGGGAGGUUACUAUAAAGGCAGUGUCUCAACAGAGUUAUCAACAUGUAAUCAAUGCCAUUAAAAGUGGCUCAUUCACAAAGCAGUACGAGCAACAGCCACACCAACAACAUCCACAACAUCCACACCAACCACACCAACAAAUGUCGACGAUGAGUAGUGUUGGCGGUGGUGGUGGUGGUGCAAUGUCACAGGGUGGACCCAAGAUCAUGCAUGGUAGUGCGCCUAUGGGACUCGGGCACCCGAUGGGUAUGGGUAUGGGUAUGGGAAUGGGUAUGCGUGGUGGAAGAGGUGGUGCGAUGCGUGGCGGUAGGGGUGGUCACAUGCCACCCGGUGCGAUGGGUCGAGGCAUGCCUCCGGGUGUGCCACCCGAACAGUAUAUGAAUGGCGCUGGACUGCCUCCCCACCUCGCGAUGCGUGGGCGUGGUGUUCCACACCCUUUCCAUCCACGCGGACGUGGUAUCCCACCUCCGGGCAUGGCACGUGGUAUGCCGCGCGGGUAUCCACCCCACCCCAUGGGUGUCCAUUACCCCCCUCCUCCAGGCUAUCCACCCUAUUUCCAAGACCCGCGCAUGAUGCAGCAGUUUGACGAAGACAUGAUGGAGAGAUACGGAGGUGGUCCACCACCACCACCAAGAGAAGACGGAUAUGGUAAAGAUUCGUCCGACGAGUCGAUGCGCGAUUCUCAUGAAAAGAGAAAGAGAGAAGAUGAAAUGGAUGACCGCGAAAAAGACAGAAUCAAAGAACGCGACCGUGAACGCGAAAAGGAAAGAGACAAAGAUCGCGGCGACAGAGACAGAGACCGCGACAGAGACAGUAGCAGAGACUAUAGUCGUGAUCGCGACCGUGACCGCGACAGAGAUCGUGACCGCGACCGUGACCAUUCAUCAAGAGACCGCGAUGAAGAUUCAUACUAUAGACACUCUGAUCGUAGUGACAGAGACAGAGAUCGAGACAGAGACUAUGGAGAUAGAGAUCAUGAAAGUGGUAGUAGCAGUAGUAGAAGAAGCGAUCGUGAUAGAGAUCGUGAUAGAGAUACCCGAGACACUCGAGAUACUCGAGACACUAGAGAUCACGACAAGGAAAAGGAAAGAGAACGUGAAAAGGCUCGUGAACGUGAAAGAGAAAAAGAUAGAGAAAAGGAAAGAGACAAGGAACGUGAACGAGACAGAGAACGUGAAAGAGAAAAAGAAAGAGAAAAAGAAAGAGAAAAGGAAAGAGAUAGAGAUAGAGGAGGUGAAAAGGAUCAAAGAGAUUCACGUGACAAGGAAAGACGUUCAAAAGAAAAAGAAAGAGAAAAGGAAAGAGAAAAGGAUAGAGAUCGUGAAAAAAGAUUAGAACGUGAAAAAAGAUUUAAAUUGGGUAGUAAACAAUAA
Messenger RNA from Cavenderia fasciculata, 1989 nucleotides. Its product is annotated as RNA-binding region RNP-1 domain-containing protein. The transcript has 3 exons. Bases 1 to 1989 code for a protein of 662 amino acids. NCBI's taxonomy places the organism in Eukaryota, Evosea, Eumycetozoa, Acytosteliales, Cavenderiaceae. Gene Ontology annotation, molecular function: mRNA binding. The record is from RefSeq and is a predicted model, not a curated record. Gene Ontology annotation, biological process: mRNA alternative polyadenylation. Gene Ontology annotation, cellular component: mRNA cleavage and polyadenylation specificity factor complex.